Messenger RNA from Drosophila navojoa, 2602 nucleotides. RefSeq names its product transcriptional repressor CTCF (gene CTCF). The record is from RefSeq and is a predicted model, not a curated record. Gene Ontology annotation, biological process: regulation of transcription by RNA polymerase II. Lineage: Eukaryota; Metazoa; Arthropoda; Insecta; Diptera; Drosophilidae. Gene Ontology annotation, molecular function: DNA-binding transcription factor activity; RNA polymerase II cis-regulatory region sequence-specific DNA binding.
UCUUUUGCGCAGCUGCUGUCGUUUCGCCUCUGACGGAAAUUCUUUGCACUAAAAGUUAAGUUUACUAUUAAAACCAUAUUAAUUAGCAGAUUUAAUCUGUACGUUGGAUUGCUUUAUUUGGAAGCAUUAUUAGUACAGUCAGAAUGUCAAAAGGCACGCGCAACUCCGAUUCAGGGGAUUUGCAAACAUAUCUAAGGAAUUUUCACAAAGAAAUUGAAGAUGGCAGUGUUGAUGACAAAGAAGUCAAAGCAGAUGAUGAUACUGAGGUGGAACAACAGGAAGAGAACCAGGACGAUGAUGACGACGAUAAAUAUUUUAUAGACGACGAAGGCAACUGUUAUAUCAAAACCACACCAAGGAAACAAGAACAACUCAAAAAGAAAUUGAAACAACAAGCAACAUCGAAAGCAUCAGACAAAGAAGAUGUUUCAAUCCCAAUCCGUAGCACAACGCGUGCCGCCAGCAGCAAAACGUCUAAAGAAAUUAGUCUGCGUCCUGCGAAACCGAAGCCUGUUGCAUCUGCUCAGGGGAGUCCGAAGGCAAUAAAUAUACGACCCGCACCACCAAAAAGAACUCCAGUUAAGAUGACAACUUCUACACCAGUUAACACACCUAGAGGAUACUUACGUUCUUCAACUAGAUCUGCAAAGUCCGUACCAGAGUCGCCGCCGAAAACUAAAAUAGUAAUAGAAAAGGUAAUGGAGUUCGAAGAACUUGUAGAUGAUCCGAGUGGCGGUGAUGUUACCAUAGACCAAUCAGAGCUAACUGCCACUGCAAAUGAUACUAGCCUAACCGAAGAUCUGAACACGACCAAAGACGAUUCGGACAAGGAGGUCUACGAGUUUGACGAGAAUGCUGCUAAUAUAACCGCCAAGUCGGAUGUGGAUUUCGUGCCCAGCGGAAAUCAGUUCAAACUAAAGCCGGCGUCAGCCACUUCUGCAUCGCAGAAGUUUGCCUGCUCUCACUGUAGCUAUACGACCAAUAAGAAGUUUCUAAUCUCACGACACGUUCGAACACAUAACUCGGAAAUGUCAUUCAAGUGUUCUAUAUGUGAGCGCGGCUUCAAGUCUAACAUGGGGCUGGUCAAUCACUUAAACACACACAUGGGCAACAAGCCUCACAAGUGCAAGCUGUGCGAGAGUGCUUUCACUACGAACGGAGAGCUUAUAAGGCAUACCCGCUACAAGCACACCAAGGAAAAGCCACACAAAUGCACGGAGUGCAGCUAUGCCAGCGUUGAGCUGACAAAGCUACGUCGUCACAUGACUUGCCAUACGGGUGAGCGUCCGUACCAGUGUCCGCAUUGUACAUAUGCCUCACAGGAUAUGUUUAAGCUAAAGCGGCAUCUGGUCAUUCAUACUGGCGAGAAGAAGUACCAAUGCGAUAUCUGCAAGUCCCGCUUUACUCAAUCAAACUCGCUCAAGGCACACAAACUUAUUCAUAGCGUGGUGGAUAAACCAGUAUUUCAGUGCACUUUGUGUCCCACCACAUGCGGCCGCAAGGCUGACCUACGCACCCAUAUGGCCAAUAUGCACACCUCGGAUAAGCGACAUACAUGCAAGCGCUGCGGCCAGGAGCUGCCUGAUCGCUAUCAGUACAAGCUGCACAUCAAGUCACAUGAGGGCGAGAAAUGCUAUCGCUGCACCCUUUGUAGUUAUGCUUCAGUGUCUCAACGACAUUUGGACUCCCACAUGCUUAUACACACCGAUUCGAAGCCGUUUAAAUGCGACUUUUGCUCCCAGGCGUUCCGUCAGCGCCAACUGCUACGUCGCCAUAUCAACCUGAUGCACAAUGAGGACUACAAGCCACCGGAGCCACGUGUAAAGGUUCACUCUUGUCCCAGUUGUAUGCGUGUCUUUACGCAUAAGGGUAACCUGAUGCGUCAUAUGGAAUCACACGAUGAUUCCUUGAAUGCGCAGGAGCAGAAGUUGAAAUUAAGACUUGGGCGUAACGUUCGCCUUCAGCCUGAUGGAAGCAUUGUGACUUUAGAUGGUGACGACGUUCAGGAAUUUGAUAAAAGCGACACCAUUUCCAUUGACAUCGAAGAACAGUUCGAGAUCACUGAAUUCGAGGAGAUUGAUGAGGAAGAGUCAGUGCCAAGCGAACCCAUCGAGGAAACGUUAACUGCACCCACUAUAAGGACAAGAAGGGACAAUAAAACUGUCGCUGUAAGAGAUCGAGCACAGAGCUCAUCCAAUAAGCCGAUCAUUAUCAAUCGGCAAUUAAAGGCUCCGCGUGCGCACCGCGAACGAACUACGCAAGCCGGCACGUUCCGUAUCAAGAAAGAGCCGGAUGCAAACGAAUUUACAGUAGAACUUGAAGGUGAAGACGAGCAGUUUAUGGUCGUUCAGCUGGUUAACGAUGAUAGUGAGGUAGUGGUCAAGCGUGAACCCAAGAUCAAUGCCGAUAAUUGCUUUGGCUUCGAGGAUGACGCCAAUGUUGAAUACGAAGAAUAUGUGGAGCCUGUAGCUGAAGUGGAUGCAACAUCGCAGCAGUUUCUUCAGCUAAUGGACAUGAUUGAGCAGGAUACAUAGGUCAGCAGUAAAGUAAAUAUAUGGAACAAAUGUAUAGAGUAUUAAUAAAUAUAUAAACUGGAUUUACA